Messenger RNA from Suricata suricatta (meerkat), 954 nucleotides. Its product is annotated as putative olfactory receptor 52P1. Gene Ontology annotation, cellular component: membrane. Gene Ontology annotation, biological process: G protein-coupled receptor signaling pathway. The coding region runs from base 1 to 954 and encodes 317 amino acids. Lineage: Eukaryota; Metazoa; Chordata; Mammalia; Carnivora; Herpestidae. The record is from RefSeq and is a predicted model, not a curated record. Gene Ontology annotation, molecular function: olfactory receptor activity; G protein-coupled receptor activity. The transcript has a single exon.
AUGGCAGACAAUGCUACACAUCACUACAUCUCAUCUUUUUUCCUGGUUGGUAUUCCUGGUUUGCAAGAUUUUCACUGCUGGAUUGGCAUCCCCAUCUGCCUCCUGUUUGCCCUGACCCUGGUGGGGAACAGUGUAAUCAUCAUUACCAUAAAAUUAGAACCAAGCCUCCACCAGCCUAUGUAUUUCUUCCUGUGUAUGCUGGCAGUGAAUGACAUGGCUCUUGCCUCUUCCACGGCCCCCAAGAUGCUUGGUAUCUUCUGGCUGGAAGAUCACAGGUUUGACUUUAGUAUCUGCUUAGCACAAAUGUAUUUCAUCCACACUUUCUGCAUAAUUGAAUCAGCUCUCUUGGUUUCCAUGGCCUUUGAUCGCUAUGUAGCUAUUUGUAUCCCACUGCGUUAUACAACCAUCCUGACGACACCAAUGGUCAUUAAAAUGGGUCUGGCUGGUGUGACUCGAGCUACCCUUAUGGUUUUGCCCUGUCCUCUUCUUAUUAAAAGGCUACCAUAUUAUACUAAAUCUGUCAUCAAUCAUGCUUACUGUGAGCACAUGGCUGUGGUGAAGUUGGCCAGUGCCAACACCCAUAUUAACAGAGUGUAUGGAAUCUCUGUGGCCCUUUCAGUGAUGGUGUUGGACCUGGGGCUCAUAGCCACAUCCUAUAUCAAAAUCCUCCAGGCAGUCUUUCGGCUGUCUUCCCAGAAUGCCCGCUCAAAAGCACUGGGCACCUGUGCUGCCCACGUGUGCACUAUACUUGUCUCCUACACCCCUGCACUGUUUAGCUUUCUAACUCACCGCAUUGGCAAGAAGGUACCUCCAAGCGUCCAUAUAAUUUUUGCAAGCUUGUACCUUUUGGUGCCUCCCACAGUCAAUCCCCUGGUGUAUGGUGUCAAGACCAAGCAGAUUCGUGACCGAGUGGUUGGUCUCUUCUUCCCAAACAAGAAUAUUUCUGAAAACUAA